Messenger RNA from Ceratosolen solmsi marchali, 1328 nucleotides. NCBI's taxonomy places the organism in Eukaryota, Metazoa, Arthropoda, Insecta, Hymenoptera, Agaonidae. The record is from RefSeq and is a predicted model, not a curated record.
CCGAACCCGUGGUACAAGCAUGAAGGUACUCGUUGUGUUUCUGUCCGUGUCAGCGGUGGCACUAUGCAGCCUUGAGCCCAUCGGAUAUCGGCCACCAGGUUCAUCACGCUAUUUACCACCUCACCUUCAGUAUCAGCAAGAUCAACAUCAUCAUUAUCAUCAACAUCAACGUCAACAUCAAGCCCGCCCGAGCAAUCCGUCACAUUCACCAUCCUCUGAAUAUUUAAAUCCGAGUCUAGAUCGUCUAGCAACUCCUAACCUUUCUUCCCAGUACCUGCCGCCCCGUGCUCAUCAAUACAAUCAGCUGCAGCAUCAGUCACAGCAGCAGCAGUAUCAACAGAAACAAGGAGCGACCAUUCCAUCCAACAAUUAUCUACCUGCCAUCGACAAACAACGUAUCGCCUCGCCAGCACCACCUCCCACUGACUAUUCGUCACCAGUUUCAGUUCCUAGUAGACAACAACCUCUCAAUGAAUCAACAACGCUCUUGAAUAAUUAUUUACCACCUAGUGCCGCGACCGCUCCAACUCCAGCUAAUGAGUAUCUACCAGUAUUGUCGAGAGGACAAUCGGCGGUGACAGCCUCCUUGAAAAACAAUUAUCUACCUCCAUUAGCGAAUGGACAAUUGGCACCUAAUGCUGACUAUUUGUCACCAAAUGGAUUGGACGCAUCAUCUUUGCCACAACAUUAUUCUUAUCCUACGUCCGCCCCUACUUUCGAACAUAAGAAUCACGGGUUGAGUGGAUUCGAUCAACUUGCUGAUAAUUAUCUGCCUCCGAUUCAAACCGCACGUGACAGUUACGAUGCCUCACAAAUUGGAUACCGAUACAGUGGCUCGGUUUCAGCUGCUGCUACUGCUACUGCUGCUGCUGCUGCCUCUGCUGCCGCUGCCUCUGCUGCGCGUGUCGAACAAGCAACGGAAGCGGCGAAAUAUGACUUUGAGUACCGAGUGAGCGACGAGUUUGGCAAUGAUUAUGCGCACAAAGAAUCACGCUUAGGUAAUCAGAUCCAAGGAGUCUAUAGCGUUUUACUACCAGAUGGACGUAAACAAAUUGUGCAUUAUGAAGCCAACGAGAAUGGCUUCAAACCGAGGAUCUCGUACGAGGAAGUUGCCUCCGUUUUAAGCUCGAAGACUCCGGCGGUAGUUGUCGACGCCGGAUUUGCUGGUUACAACAAGAACGGCAAUGGUCUUGACCCCCAAGGACCAUACUAGUCUCCUUACAAGGAUCUAUCGACGCUACAGUGUCUCUUCGAAAAGCGGGGAUUCUUUAUUUUUUUCUUUCAUUAUUCUUUUUCUAAUGGAAAGUGCUUUUUUUCUUUAAAGCUGC